AUGCUGUCUGACGGGCGCCCCAGCUCGGCGCCCGACCCGCGCCAGCUCACGGGGGGCGGCGGUUUGGCGGCGGCGCGCGGGGCCGCGGCUGCGGCAGCUGCCGGGGCGCGCUCUCUGCUGCAAGAUGCCCAGGCGGCGCCCCGCGUGCACAGGCCCGCGAGCGCGUCUGCCGACGACGGCCGCGGGCGCUGCGCGCCUGGCCGCCCAGCAUCGUCUGGCCGCCUCGACGGCGCUGACGCGCACGCGCCAAGCAGCCGAGGCGGCGCCGCGGGCUGCGAGGCGCUGGAUGCGGCGGUGGCGCAGAGACAGCAGGUCAGCGGCGGCGGCAGCGGCGGCAAGGGCGUGCAGCCUGCACCUCCAGCAGCCGGCGAGGGUAGCGGAGGCGGCGGCCACCCUGUGUCCGCAAAGAAGCGCCCUGGCGGCCGCGGCGCCCGGCUGCUGCAGCAGGCGGCCAGCAUGCCCGGCCAGCGGCUGCUGUGCUUCCUGCCUGCCGCGGCGCCGGCGGCGGCCGCGGCUGCGGCCGCGACCACGCCGCUGCCGCGCGGGCCGCGGGACGCGCCGACCGGCAUGAACAGCGAGAUUCGAGAGGUCCUGCGCACGAUCCAACAGAUGCCCCAGACGCAGAGCGCCGGGGCCCCCAGCCGCAAGCGCGGCAGCCCCGACGCAUCCGCUUUCAUCACUGCCUCGGCCGCGGCCGCUCACCUGUCGCCGUGCGGCGGCGCCGCCGCCCUUCACUUCAGCAGCGACCGGCGGGCCUCGUUCAGCGGCGGCAAGGGCGCCGGCUGCGGCCGCGGCGGCGAUGGCAGCGAUGACAAGUACCGUGUCAUCGGCGGCGCCCGCGGCUGCUGCAGCGGCGACGAGGAGGACGAAGAGGAGGAGGAGGAAGACGAGGAGACGAUCGAGCGGCGCCUGGCGGCGCGCAUCGCAAGUCACCGCUCCAAGCGGCUGCGGCGCCUGAUGGGGGCCGUGCCUGCGGCCAGCCAGCCCCGUUGGCUGGUGUAA
This is a messenger RNA of Monoraphidium neglectum, 1002 nucleotides long. RefSeq lists its product as hypothetical. Lineage: Eukaryota; Viridiplantae; Chlorophyta; Chlorophyceae; Sphaeropleales; Selenastraceae. The transcript has 2 exons. Bases 1 to 1002 code for a protein of 333 amino acids. The record is from RefSeq and is a predicted model, not a curated record.